Acaulospora colombiana is the source of this 495-nucleotide messenger RNA. Lineage: Eukaryota; Fungi; Glomeromycota; Glomeromycetes; Diversisporales; Acaulosporaceae. The record is from the annotation of a GenBank genome assembly.
AUGGCAGACAACAACAAUUUCUCGGACGCGCUAGCAGCGUGGAAAGAAAUCAAUCUCGGAGAACUCCAGAAGACAUUGGAUGCACAAGGUGUCGAACUUGUAGAGAAUCAAAAAGAGUCUGUCGUUGGAAGAAAAGCUCUUGCUGAUAAAACAAGAGAAUUCAAGAAGCUACCUGAUGAAGAGAAGCUGGGAGAAUUCAAAGCUCUACUAAAGGCGUACCAAACCGAAAUUGACAACCUGACGAGGAGAACAAAGAGUUCGGAGACGGCCUUCCUAAGUGUUUAUAAGAUACUAGCAGAAGCACCAGACCCCUACCCCCUGCUGGACGCUGCCAUUGACCAGAUGGUCAAGGUCGGCGAAUCGAAGGAACUCGAAGCGGAGAUUCAGCUACUCAAGAGUGAGAAUGCUGAACUGAAACGUAAGGUGUUGGAGACGUCCACCCUUGAAACGGCAAAGAAACGAGCCGAGGACAAGGUGGAGGCGAUGGAGAACAAG